Zootoca vivipara (common lizard) is the source of this 1073-nucleotide messenger RNA. RefSeq names its product CKLF like MARVEL transmembrane domain containing 3 (gene CMTM3). Lineage: Eukaryota; Metazoa; Chordata; Lepidosauria; Squamata; Lacertidae. Gene Ontology annotation, cellular component: membrane. The record is from RefSeq and is a predicted model, not a curated record.
GCGCACGAGAGGCGCGAGAUCGCCGCGCGGCAGCGGCUGCUCGUCAGCGUCCCCAGCUGUAGAUUUGGCAACCGCUGAGGAAACUUUUUUUUCCCCUUCGGCUCGGCGUUUUCUGCCCCCCAUUUCCGCAGAAUCAGGAUUUCCGUUUCCCUCCCUUUGAAAACGAGAAAAAAACCUCGUCAACUCGGCGGGGCGCUCUGCUCUCCGCUCUUGGCUAGGCGACGCCUCGCUCGGUUCCGCCGAGCAUGGAGCGACCCGAAGCAGAGGAUCCCGAGUCCGGCGACGCGGUUCCGCCGGGGGCUCGCCUGCUCCUGUCCUUCAAGGAGUUUCUGAGCUCCUGCAAAGGGAGGCUCCUGCUGGCCGAGGCGGUGCUGUCGUUCAUCAUCUUCAUCUGUUUUAUUGCCUCAUCUGCUGGGUCUUUCCUGAUUGUACCACUAUUAACACUUCUGGCAGCCCUGUGUUUUUUCUUUGCCUAUUCUUUAAAGCUUAAUGAGAGGUUCAAAGCCGUCUACUGGCUUUUGGCGGAUUUUUUAUGUGGCAUCAUUGCUGCUAUUAUAUAUUUUGCCAUCUCGAUUGCCGCAGUCUCAAAAUAUUCUGACACAGCAUCCAAGGCAGCAGGAGUGCUUGGAUUCAUCGCCACAGUUGUCUAUUGCGUUUACGUCUACCUAACCUUUAAUGACCUGAUGACAUAUCUCAAGCAAGGAGAUUCUUCAGAUGCUCCUGAGCCACGUAAAUCAGAAGAUGAUGACUCGGAUUCAGAUUCCGACUGAAGCACCAAUGCCAAAAGGGGAGGACAAUGGGCACACUCUUCUUUUAGCAACAGUAACCUUUUUAUGAACUUUUAUUUCCAUUGCACAGAUCAUCACCAAAGCCACUGCUGAGGAUAUGCUAGUCUCAUGAAAGACUUCCUCAGAAAAAACUGCUGCUGUUUGAGCCUGGAUGUUUUUCUCUGUCUUUUCUCAUUCAGCACUAAAAUGUACUGUUCAGUAAAUUUUCUUAACCUUUUUUUUAAAAAAACAGACUAUAAUCAGGGUUGCGUACAUUAAUGAUUGUAUCAGACAAGCAUGAAACCU